Brienomyrus brachyistius is the source of this 1329-nucleotide messenger RNA. RefSeq names its product cytosolic iron-sulfur assembly component 1 (gene ciao1). The coding region runs from base 134 to 1147 and encodes 337 amino acids. The transcript has 7 exons. Gene Ontology annotation, cellular component: cytosolic [4Fe-4S] assembly targeting complex. Gene Ontology annotation, biological process: iron-sulfur cluster assembly. NCBI's taxonomy places the organism in Eukaryota, Metazoa, Chordata, Actinopteri, Osteoglossiformes, Mormyridae. The record is from RefSeq and is a predicted model, not a curated record. Gene Ontology annotation, molecular function: protein binding.
GGUUUGGUAAGUGGGAGUUGUGACCUGUAGUUUGACAGGUUUAUAACGGAGUUCUAGUGUUUGUUUGCUGCUUUUAAGGAUCUUAGCAGGCCGAAUAGUCUGUCUGUGUGCGCUGGCGUUGCGUUUUGCGAACAUGAAGGACGCGUUGCAGUUGCUGUGUAGGUUCACCGCCCAUCCGGAUUCGCGCUGCUGGUAUGUGGCGUGGAGCCCAAACGGCACCCUGCUGGCUUCAUGUGGCGGCGAUCGGACGAUUCGAAUAUGGGGCAAGGAAGGGGAUUCCUGGGCAUGUAAGGCUGUCCUGCAAGAUGGACACCAACGCACAGUCAGGAAGGUCUCCUGGUCCCCUUGUGGGAACUAUCUGGCCUCCGCCAGCUUUGACGCCACAGCCUGUAUCUGGAGAAGAAAAGAGGAUGACUUUGAGAUUGUCACAACCUUGGAGGGCCACGAGAAUGAGGUGAAGUGUGUUGCCUGGGCCCCGUCAGGCAACCUGUUGGCCACCUGUAGCCGGGACAAGAGCGUGUGGGUUUGGGAAGUGGACGAGGAGGACGAGUAUGAUUGUGUCAGUGUAGUGAACACUCACACUCAGGACGUGAAGCAUGUGACCUGGCAUCCCACCAGGGAGCUUCUGGCGUCGGCCAGCUACGACAACACAGUGCGUCUGUACCAGGAGGAAGACGACGACUGGGUGUGCAAAGUCACGCUCGAGGGACACACGUCCACCGUGUGGAGCCUGUCUUUCGACCCCAGCGGACAGCGGCUGGCCUCCUGCAGCGAUGACAAGACUGUGAAGAUCUGGAGGGAAAACCAGCCUGAAGAUGUGACUGGGACGGAGAGCGGUGGGUCAGAUCCGGCCUGGAAAUGUAUCUGCACUCUGUCCGGCUUCCACAGCCGGACCGUGUACGACGUCUCCUGGUGCCGACUGACAGGGGUGCUGGCCACUGCCUGUGGAGAUGACAGCAUACGUGUGUUCAGGGAGGAUGCAGCCUCGGAUCCCCAGCAGCCCACCUUCUUCCUGUCUACCCAUGUGCCCCAAGCCCACAGACAGGACGUCAACUGCGUCUCCUGGCAUCCCAAGGAGGCGGGGCUGCUGGCCUCUUGCAGCGAUGAUGGCGAUAUUGCCAUCUGGAAUUACCAAUCGGAGGCUUGAUUCUUGGAUCAGCCAAUGGGACACAGACCAGCUACAACAAUACAAUUGUAUUAGCUGAAAAAUUAGAUUUCAUUGAACGCCAAGCUGAAGGAGAUGGACAGGCUCUGAAAGCCUGCUUUUGACGCUUUCUUGCCCUUAAACUUUCCUGUUUUUAGGUGAAUUAAAAAGUAGCUAAAACACGA